Molecule: messenger RNA, 3890 nt
Organism: Clupea harengus (Atlantic herring)
Lineage: Eukaryota; Metazoa; Chordata; Actinopteri; Clupeiformes; Clupeidae
Gene: polr2b
Product: RNA polymerase II subunit B
Biological process (GO): DNA-templated transcription
Molecular function (GO): DNA binding; ribonucleoside binding; DNA-directed RNA polymerase activity
Source: RefSeq, a predicted model, not a curated record
AUAAUGCAGUCGCCAUUUUCCUGUGUUUAGUUUUGGGAGGAAAACGUCUGCAAAUAAUAAGCUACGGAGUGCAGCAGACUUUUUCCUUCAAGCAGAUUUGGUCUUCUGUAGUUACCAGGCCACUAAACAGCGACCAUGUAUGAUCAAGAUGAAGAUAUCCAGUACGAUGAGGAUGAGGAUGAGAUCACCCCGGACCUGUGGCAGGAAGCCUGUUGGAUCGUCAUCAGCUCGUACUUUGAUGAGAAGGGUCUGGUGCGGCAGCAGCUGGACUCCUUUGAUGAGUUCAUCCAGAUGUCCGUACAGAGGAUCGUAGAGGACGCUCCACCCAUAGACCUGCAGGCAGAGGCGCAGCACACGUCAGGAGAGAUAGAGGAACCGCCGAGGUACCUGUUGAAGUUUGAACAGAUCUACCUGUCCAAGCCCACGCACUGGGAGCGAGAUGGAGCGCCCUCGCCAAUGAUGCCCAACGAGGCCCGACUGCGCAACCUCACGUAUUCGGCCCCUCUCUAUGUGGACAUCACUAAGACCAUCAUUAAGGAGGGUGAGGAUCAGCUGCUGACUCAACAUCAGAAGACCUUCAUUGGAAAAAUUCCCAUCAUGCUCCGCUCCACCUACUGCCUACUGAGCGGCCUGACGGACCGUGACUUGUGUGAGCUCAACGAGUGCCCCCUUGACCCUGGCGGCUACUUUAUCAUCAACGGCUCCGAGAAGGUGCUGAUCGCUCAGGAGAAGAUGGCCACUAACACAGUCUACGUGUUCGCUAAGAAGGACUCUAAGUACGCUUACACUGCAGAAUGUAGGUCCUGUCUGGAGAACUCCUCACGACCCACCAGCACCAUAUGGGUCAGCAUGAUGGCCAGAGGAGGACAGGGUGUGAAGAAGAGUGCUAUCGGCCAGCGAAUCGUCUCCACUCUGCCGUACAUUCGGCAGGAAGUGCCUAUCAUUAUCGUGUUCCGUGCGUUGGGCUUCGUGUCCGACCGGGACAUCCUGGAGCACAUCAUCUACGACUUCGACGACCCUGAGAUGAUGGAGAUGGUGAAACCGUCCCUGGAUGAGGCGUUUGUGAUCCAGGAGCAGAACGUGGCGCUGAACUUCAUCGGGUCCCGUGGUGCCAAGCCAGGCGUCACCAAGGAGAGGAGAAUCAAGUACGCCAAAGAGGUGCUGCAAAAAGAGGUGCUGCCGCAUGUGGGAGUCAGCGACUUCUGCGAGACCAAGAAGGCCUACUUCCUGGGGUACAUGGUUCACAGACUGCUGUUGGCUGCGUUGGGCAGACGCGAGCUUGAUGACAGAGAUCACUAUGGCAACAAGAGACUGGACUUGGCUGGACCCCUGUUGGCAUUCCUUUUCAGAGGGAUGUUUAAGAACCUGCUGAAGGAGAUCCGUAUCUAUGCGCAGAAGUUCAUCGACCGCGGGAAAGACUUCAACCUGGAGCUGGCGAUCAAGACCAGGAUCAUCUCCGACGGACUCAAGUACUCCCUCGCCACUGGCAACUGGGGGGACGUCAAGAAAGCCCAUCAGGCCAGGGCAGGGGUGUCUCAGGUGUUGAAUCGCUUGACCUUUGCAUCGACCUUGUCUCAUUUGAGGCGUGUGAACUCCCCCAUCGGCAGAGACGGAAAGCUGGCCAAACCUAGACAGCUCCACAACACGCUGUGGGGCAUGGUGUGUCCUGCUGAGACUCCAGAGGGCCAUGCUGUAGGGCUGGUGAAGAACCUGGCCUUGAUGGCCUACAUCUCUGUGGGCUCCCAGCCCUCCCCUAUCCUGGAGUUUCUGGAAGAGUGGAGUAUGGAGAACCUGGAGGAGAUCUCACCAGCCGCCAUUGCGGAUGCCACUAAGAUCUUUGUGAACGGCUGCUGGGUGGGGAUACACAAGGACCCGGAGCAGCUGAUGAACACACUACGCAAACUCCGACGCCAGAUGGACAUCAUCGUGUCAGAGGUGUCCAUGAUCAGAGACAUCCGUGAACGGGAGAUCAGGAUCUACACGGACGCUGGGAGGAUCUGUCGCCCCCUACUGAUCGUUGAGAAACAGAAGCUUUUACUCAAGAGACGCCACAUCGACCAGCUCAAGGAGAGAGAAUACAACAACUACAGCUGGCAGGACCUGGUUGCGAGUGGAGUGGUUGAGUACAUUGACACACUGGAGGAGGAGACGGUGAUGUUGGCCAUGACCCCUGAUGACCUUCAGGAAAAGGGUGUGGCCUACUGCUCCACAUACUCACAUUGCGAGAUCCACCCCUCCAUGAUCCUGGGAGUUUGUGCGUCUAUCAUCCCCUUCCCUGAUCACAACCAGUCUCCCAGGAACACGUACCAGUCUGCUAUGGGGAAGCAGGCUAUGGGUGUGUACAUCACUAACUUCCACGUGCGCAUGGACACACUCGCUCAUGUCCUCUACUACCCCCAGAAGCCCCUAGUCACCACAAGGUCUAUGGAGUACCUGCGUUUCAGAGAGCUGCCUGCAGGCAUUAACUCCAUUGUUGCCAUCGCCUCAUACACGGGAUACAACCAGGAGGAUUCUGUCAUCAUGAACCGCUCUGCUGUAGACCGCGGAUUCUUCCGGUCUGUGUUCUACCGGUCCUAUAAGGAGCAGGAGUCUAAGAAGGGCUUUGACCAAGAGGAGAUCUUUGAGAAACCCAGCAGAGAAACAUGCCAGGGCAUGCGUCAUGCCAUCUAUGACAAGCUGGACGACGACGGGCUGAUUGCGCCGGGCGUGCGCGUGUCCGGCGAGGACGUGAUCAUCGGCAAGACUGUGACUCUGCCAGAGGUGGACGAGGAGUUGGAGAGCACUACCCGCCGCUACGUCAAGCGAGACUGCAGCACCUUCCUCCGCACCAGCGAGACGGGCAUCGUUGACCAGGUCAUGGUCACACUCAACCAGGAGGGGUACAAAUUCUGCAAGAUCAGGGUGCGUUCUGUGAGGAUCCCUCAGAUUGGGGAUAAGUUUGCCAGUCGACACGGACAAAAGGGAACCUGUGGUAUCCAGUACAGACAGGAGGAUAUGCCGUUUACCUGUGAGGGCAUCACUCCUGACAUCAUCAUCAAUCCUCACGCCAUCCCCUCCAGAAUGACAGUCGGCCAUUUGAUCGAGUGUUUACAGGGAAAGGUCUCGGCCAAUAAGGGAGAGAUCGGUGAUGCCACUCCCUUUAACGAUGCGGUCAAUGUGCAGAAGGUGUCCAACCUUCUGUCUGAGUACGGAUAUCACCUGAGAGGCAACGAGGUGCUGUAUAACGGCUUCACUGGCAGGAAGGUGACGUCUCAGGUCUUUAUCGGGCCAACAUACUACCAGCGUCUCAAACACAUGGUAGACGACAAGAUCCACUCCCGCGCUCGCGGCCCCGUACAGAUCCUCAACAGACAGCCCAUGGAGGGCAGGUCACGUGACGGUGGACUGCGUUUCGGUGAGAUGGAGCGUGAUUGUCAGAUUGCUCACGGGGCCGCCCAGUUCCUGCGGGAGCGUCUGUUCGAGGCAUCGGACCCGUACCAGGUGCACGUGUGCAACCUGUGCGGACUCAUGGCCAUCGCCAACACACGCACACACACCUACGAGUGUCGUGGCUGCCGCAACAAAACACAGAUUUCGCUGGUGCGGAUGCCGUAUGCCUGUAAGCUGCUGUUCCAGGAGCUCAUGUCCAUGAGCAUAUCCCCACGCAUGAUGGUCAGCUAGACAUUCUGGGAGAUGUAGUUCUCAGCUGAGUAUGCUGGGAUAUGGAAUUUUCUGCUGGAGGAGUCUGAAGAGUGUAGAAUGUGGUUUUUGAUGACUGAGAUAAGAAGUGAGCUUCGGGAUCAUUGUGGAACAGUUUCUGUUGCUGGUAACAUUUUCUUAUUUUAGGUCUGACAUCAAGUAUCAGUUACUUUAAAAUCAUCUUGAAUAAAGUUUUUUUUUUAAAGAAAGAA